Messenger RNA from Zychaea mexicana, 693 nucleotides. RefSeq lists its product as uncharacterized. The record is from RefSeq and is a predicted model, not a curated record. The coding region runs from base 61 to 669 and encodes 202 amino acids. Lineage: Eukaryota; Fungi; Mucoromycota; Mucoromycetes; Mucorales; Lichtheimiaceae. The transcript has 6 exons.
CUUUAUUUAUUUCGAUUUACCACAUUUUUUCGUUUGAAUUAUGGAACUGCAAUCAUCACUAUGGACACUACUACUUUCCAACCAAACACUAGGAACCAUUCAGGUCCCAUUAUCCCCUAUACGGAAGCUCAGUCUUCUGUUGCUAUGGAUGUUGACCAAGACAGUUCUGACUUUAUUAAGCCUGAACAACUGGGUCCAGACGCUGACCCGAAAGUAGUUUGUACCUACUUGGAACAGCAAAGCCUGGUUACUUGCCCUGACCAACAAAUAAUAAUGAAAACGAAACGAUUCCAACUUAUCCCCUAUGAAAACUGGAAAGAAAGGCUUAACACAAUGAAAGCUCUUUCGGACAAGACACUAGAUGAUACCAAAGUAGCACAUUUAGUUCCUAAGAACUUACCCUUCUUGGAUGACUUUGUGUAUGUGUUAGAAGCACAUUCGAUAAACGUCGAAAAGCAUUGGAAAAGGUUGAUGCCUUUGACUUGUGAUGCCACAAGACGUGCUUGGUUAGUCAAAACUAUGCAACGGCAUGACAUGAAUUGGACCAAGUUUCGAGUCGAGUUUUCUCGUGCAUUUUCUUCUCUGUACCAAUUUCCCAGCACAUUGGACGCCGUUAUACAAGCAGUCUUGACUCUUGCCGAGGGUGAACCUGCAACUUGUUCUGACUAGGACUCUGGAGAAAGUGAGGAUUAC